Molecule: messenger RNA, 1365 nt
Organism: Rhineura floridana
Lineage: Eukaryota; Metazoa; Chordata; Lepidosauria; Squamata; Rhineuridae
Gene: NIFK
Product: nucleolar protein interacting with the FHA domain of MKI67
Exons: 6
Coding region: 134-964 (276 amino acids)
Biological process (GO): maturation of LSU-rRNA from tricistronic rRNA transcript (SSU-rRNA, 5.8S rRNA, LSU-rRNA)
Cellular component (GO): nucleolus
Molecular function (GO): RNA binding
Source: RefSeq, a predicted model, not a curated record
UUCUUGCAGGCUUCUAUCUCUUACAGCCCAAGCCCUGCCAAACGGAAAUGACGCAAAGGAGCGUCCGGUUCCUGGUGUUGACCACGCCGUGCGAGUGUGAAACAGAGGCAUUUCCGUUCCCCGCACCAGCACGAUGGCGGCUUCGGUUGGUACUAUAGAGACAACAACUCCCAAAACGACCCCGCUGGCUCCUCUUCUUUCCCUGGACCCGGAGCGGCAACGAGAGUUCCAGGCCAAAGUGCACCGCGUGCGCAAGGCGGCUGCCAAGAAUGAGAAGUUGACACCUGGUGUUAUUUACGUAGGUCAUAUCCCAAAGGGUCUUUGUGAACCACAGCUCAGAGAAUACUUUGAUCAGUUUGGGACAGUCACAAGACUUCGACUUUCAAGGAGUAAAAAGACUGGGGGUAGCAAAGGUUAUGCGUUUGUGGAAUUUGAAUAUGAUGAAGUUGCUAAGAUUGUUGCAGGUACCAUGAACAACUACCUUUUCUGUGAACGACUUUUGAAAUGCCAGUUUAUGCCACCAGAAAAAGUGCAUGAGAACCUGUUCAAAGGCAGUGAGAAAAAAUUCAGUAAGACAACUUAUCCAGCAGUGAAGCGCUAUAAUCGGAGGCGGACAGUCCAAGAGAAAGCAAAGAUGACACAGCGGUUAUUGAAGAAGGAAAGGCGGUUGCGGAAAAGACUGGCUGAGAAGGGAAUAGAUUAUGAUUUUCCUGGCUUUGCUGCUGAGAUGCCUCUAAUAAAGAAAAAGAAGCUUUCAAAAUCGGACUUGAACAUGAAUGUGUCUGUUAAUAGUGAGGAUCCUACCCCGGUGUGCACUCCAACAGUUCUUGCACGGCGAAAAUCUCAGCCGGAUGAUAGCGAUGACAAAGAAAUAACAUUCAAACUACCACCUGCAAGUAUAAAACCCAAAACAACAAAGCUACAAAGAAAAGCAACUGGCAAGAAAAGGAAAUGUAAAACUUAAAUAUUUGUUUUAAGCAAAGGACACAUUUAGUUCAUACAGAGUUUUCCAGCAGUCCGGAUUUUGGAAAUAAAAGCAUUGAGUAGUUUUCCUAGAUGAUUCCCAUCAUUCUGCUGUCAAAACUAUACCUCCUGAGUUAUAAGCAAACCAAGGUCCCAGUAUCACAAGAAGAUUUAUAUUUUAGAUGCUGCUAAUUUGGACCUGUGUCUGCCCUACUGAAAAAAAAAGCUGAAAUGUACUACUUACCCUUAUUUUACCAAAGUGUAUGACUAAUAUUUAAAAAGUCACAGAUGUCUGGAGAGUAAGCAUAUUGAAGAUAUCAGCAAAACCAGAAUACUGAGGAAUACUUUAUCUUCUCCAAAUAUAACUCAUUCAAAAUAAAGUUCAAAUCAUGAAUGUUGUAA